GUAUCACAGUAGGGUUCAUGGUGUGUGACGGACGACAGCGACACGUUCAAUUGAAGUGUCCAGCGUAUUAUAUCAACAAACACCAAAUACACAGACAGUCAAAAUGAAUUUAUUCGGAACGUGUAUUAUAAACAAUCGAUAUCAGUUCCAAUCGUGCUUCAUUCAAACGGAACAGUUUUGUGUGUGAUUUGUCUUGUGUUCAAUUUUCGAAAUUCAGCAAAACUGUUCAUAUAAACAAGUGGCCAUAUUUAAUGGUGCUAUUUAAGUAAACAAAAUGAAGAAUUCAAAACGAGCAGCGAACAUGUCGAAACUUGAGAACGCAUUCGAUUGUAGUAGACACUACACACAGUCAGUCACACAGAUACACAACCAACGGAUGAGUUCAAUAUAGUGAAAUACACUGAUUGCUUUGCUGAAGUUUUUGCACCGUUAAAGUAUAUUCACUCAUUGGCCGUCCUGCAUCGUGUCACAACAGAGCAUUUUGUGUGCAUGACUUUUAGUUUGGCUACUUGAUUUGCAUUGAACACACCACUUGGCUCGGACGAAUGUGGAUUAUUUGCAUAACCUAUAACCGGCACCGACGAACGUAUCGAAAUGGAGAAACAACGGGAUAUUUAUCGCCAAUUAAUAUUGACAUUGUUUAAACAGAACUUUGAUUCGGCAUUGUUCCAAGAAAAACGCGAUGAUUUGAUGAAAGAAAGUGACUUUGAAACCAUUCGCGACGAAAUCGAAGAAGAGUAUUUCAUUAAAAACCGUGGCAUUUCACCGUACAUCAAAGCAAUUAAAUAUUUGCGCGCAAAAAUUGAAGCGUGCACUGCGGCUAAAGAAUUGUUUGUUGCCGUUGAGGACUAUAUCAGUGCCAAGGGGAACAUUGUCAUUACGAAAAUCGCAAAAGUUGCCACGAUUGAACCGACAAAAAAAGUGAAGCGCACAAUGGCGCAAUCGAAGGAAAAACCAAUUGAAACAGUGCAAGCACAUGCCGAGUGCAUGUCACCCCAUCCGUGCAAGAAGUGCCGCAUUAUGCAACGAUCAGAAGGAGUCGAGCUAAAGCUGCGAAAGCCACGAAUGCCACGAAAGCCGCGAAAGCAAAACCCGAAGAAGGUCAACCGUGCUGCAAAGAAGAGCGAUAUCAAAACUGAACCGUGCAAGCCACAAUAUUCCGAUAUUUCCGAUUCAGAAACAACAACGACCGAAUCGUCAUUCAACAGCACCGAGUCGAUGCCAGCAGUGGCUGUGGUAAAAAAUGAGGAAAGACCAGUCAGUUAUCAGUUGCCAUACCAUGACCAUCAAUAUUCUCGUAUUUCAUUCUACGGUUCGGGAAUGGUUGAAGAUUCAGCAAAAGUCGAUGAAACGAAGCCAGUGAAAAGUGAAGAAACGGUGAGCACAAACACACAAACGAUGCCUAAGGCAAACAAACACACCAUCAAAAGUCUGUUGAAGAAGACAAUGCCGGUGCCAAAUUUACUGCCAACCAUUCCGCAUCGAUUCAAACAAAACAAUGGCUUACGGCAACCAUCACCGGUUUGCUUCAUGCAACAUACGAUUUCGAGCACAUCAACAAUUACCACCGUUCAGGCGCCAACUGUUAUUCGACCGAUUCCACGACCAAUUCCGCCACGACCAAGUCCCAGCGUUUUUGUCUCUGCACCGAUGCCAAUAAGCUUCAACGCACCCGUUGCCAUGCUUCAUCACCACCACCAAGGACCUGUGAUCCGGCAUCCAGUCUACUUCAUUCGUUUCUGCGAACCACCAACACACCAAUUCUAUCCGAACAAUCUCUUGUAGAAAUGGUCAACAUUUUUAUUUUUAAACAAGCAUUUCAUUCUUACAAUCUUACAUAUCAUCAUCGAUUUUAACAUUCAUUUGGAAUUAACUUUUUUUUACUUAUACGGUAUAACAUUUUAGACUAAGAUGAAUUUUCCAACUAUUUUUAGCUUUUUAAAAAAAAUCGAAUUUGCACCCAAAAAUGUACGACCAAAAAGUAAUAGGUAGAUAAUGUUAUUGGGUUUUUUCUCUUUUUAAACUUGUUUUCUACCUAAUUUUAGAAAGUAAACAUAAAUCAUGCUUUAAAAAACAAUUUAUGGCAAGAAUAAAAUCAGUAAGUUACAAAGCGAAGCGAUUUGUAAGCCCAACGAAUUUUCAAAUGUGUAAGCAAUGACAUGUUUUCAAUAAAAUACGUUUCCAUAGGAAUAGAAGCA
Messenger RNA from Sitodiplosis mosellana (orange wheat blossom midge), 2198 nucleotides. RefSeq lists its product as uncharacterized. The transcript has 3 exons. Bases 595 to 1785 code for a protein of 396 amino acids. The record is from RefSeq and is a predicted model, not a curated record. Lineage: Eukaryota; Metazoa; Arthropoda; Insecta; Diptera; Cecidomyiidae.